Tribolium madens (black flour beetle) is the source of this 1592-nucleotide messenger RNA. RefSeq names its product tRNA modification GTPase GTPBP3, mitochondrial. Gene Ontology annotation, molecular function: GTPase activity; GTP binding; protein binding. The record is from RefSeq and is a predicted model, not a curated record. Gene Ontology annotation, biological process: tRNA wobble uridine modification; tRNA methylation. Gene Ontology annotation, cellular component: cytoplasm; mitochondrion. The coding region runs from base 42 to 1523 and encodes 493 amino acids. Lineage: Eukaryota; Metazoa; Arthropoda; Insecta; Coleoptera; Tenebrionidae. The transcript has 5 exons.
CUCUAGUGACAAAAUGAAAUUCACUGAACAUAACCUCCAAAAUGUUUAAAAACUUUUUACUAGUCCAUAAAAAAACUUUAAAAUUUUUUCUACGAACACAGAGCACUAUUUAUGCUUUAUCAUCUGGACAAGGCAAGUGUGGGGUUGCUGUCAUAAGAGUCUCAGGGGCUUCAACUGAAUUGGCUCUACAAUGUCUCACAGGCCUUUCGAACCCCAAACCGCGAACCGCAAUUUUAAGGAGCAUAAAGCACCCCUCAAAUCACGAAAUAUUGGAUAAGGGGCUCAUUUUAUGGUUUCCAGGUCCUCAUAGCUUUACAGGAGAAGACUGUUGCGAGUUUCAUGUUCAUGGAGGAAUAGCUGUUGUUAAUUCAGUCUUAAACGCGCUUGGGUCUCUUCCUGAUUUAAGACUAGCUGAACCUGGGGAGUUUACAAGAAGGGCUUUCCAUAAUGGAAAGUUAGACUUGACUGAAGUUGAAGGUUUGGCUGAUUUAUUGCAGGCAGAAACAGAAAUACAAAGAAAACAGGCUUUUUUGCAAACUCAAGGCGCCUUAAGCAAGUUAUACAACAAGUGGAGAGGCAGUUUGAUCAAAUCAGUGGCGCACAUUGAGGCUCACAUUGAUUUUGAAGAAACUGAAACCAUUGAUGAAGGGGUUUUAGAACAUAUUGUUAAAGAAAUCGAAACGAUGAGGGAUGAAAUUGACAAACAUUUAAAUGAUGGGAGGAAAGGCGAAUUGUUGAGGAAUGGAGUCAAGACUGUCAUUUUAGGGGAGCCCAAUGUAGGGAAAAGCAGUUUGUUGAAUUUGCUCUGCAAGAGACCUGCAGCUAUUGUUACACCAGUUGAAGGCACCACUAGGGAUAUUUUGGAAGUCACUUUGAAUAUUGAGGGGUAUCCUCUAGUUCUAGCGGACACAGCAGGUCUGAGGACUGAAACUGACGACAUUGUAGAAAAAGAAGGAAUAAUUAGAGCUAAGAGGAGUUAUGAGUGUGCUGAUCUUGUCAUUCUUGUAAUAGAUUCAGAGAAGUAUUACAGUUGGUUGCAUAACCACUCAUCUGGCUCAACGACUGAUUAUUUAAAGUUUUACGUUGAAAAACUGGGGUUACACGAUUUACUAAAUUAUGAAAGUAACGAUGAAAUAUUUACCAAAGAAUGUAUUAUUGUUUUCAAUAAAUUAGAUCUUGUGGAAAAUUCACUUAAUUUGCAAAAUUCCAGUCAAAUUAACUGCCUGUCAUGCAAGUCGGAAGAUGGGGUCCCAGAUCUGGUCAACAGUAUAAGCAAUAAGUUAAAAGUUUUAUGUGGCGAACCAUCUGCUGAACACCCAAGUAUGAAUCAAGUGAGACACAGACAACACUUAAGUAACUGUCUCAAGUGUCUUAACUCAUCUCUUGAAAAGUCUUCAAAUGACACUGUUUUAAUGGCCGAGUCUUUGAGAAAAGCUCUAAGACAUCUUGGCUACCUAGUUGGCGUGACAACCACUGAACAGCUUCUAGAUGUAAUAUUCAAAGAUUUUUGUAUAGGAAAGUAAAAUUUGCUUCAAUUGAAAUAAGUGUAUUGCCUAUUUUAUACAAAAAAAUAUUAAAUGUAUAACAAAAUA